Messenger RNA from Gorilla gorilla gorilla (western lowland gorilla), 3999 nucleotides. RefSeq names its product neuronal vesicle trafficking associated 1 (gene NSG1). Gene Ontology annotation, biological process: endosomal transport; clathrin coat assembly. The record is from RefSeq and is a predicted model, not a curated record. Gene Ontology annotation, molecular function: clathrin light chain binding. Gene Ontology annotation, cellular component: endosome; membrane. Bases 1817 to 2374 code for a protein of 185 amino acids. Lineage: Eukaryota; Metazoa; Chordata; Mammalia; Primates; Hominidae. The transcript is spliced from 8 exons.
AGAGUCUUGUUCUGUGGCCCAGGCUGGAGUGCAAUGGCAUAAUCUCAGCUCGCCGCAACCUCCACCUCCACCUCCUGAGUUCAAGCGAUUCUCCUGCCUCAGCCUCCUAAGUAGCUGGGAUUACAGGCAUGCGCCACCACGCCCAGCUAAUUUUUGUAUUUUUAGUAGAGAUGGGAUUUCACCAUGUUGGUCAGGCUGGUUUUGAACUCCUGACCUCGUGAUCUGCUGGUCUUGGCCUCCCAAAGUGCUGGUGUGUCCGGAAUUGGUUACUUCUGGUGCGUUCUUCAUCUCGCUGACUUCAAGAAUGAAGCCACGGACCCUCGCGAGUGCAAUCACAGCUCACUGCAGCCUUAAACUCUUGGGCUCAAGCGAUCCUCCCACCUCAGCCUCCUGAGUAGCUGGGAUCACAGGGCCCAGAUACAAUCAGCAGAGGAAGAAAACCACAGGAUGAAACAGUCCCAACGACCAGCACCAGUCAAGACCCAAGACAGCACAAAAGGCCAGCUAGCAGAGAAACAUGAUUGUUCACCGUCCAUCUCUGGGACAACCUAGGUCCUUCUUGCCUUUCUGUCCUCCUCAGUUGACAGAGUCUUUAAGGGAGGGGCAGGGCCUCCACUUUGUUCCUCCAGGUGUGGAAUUCUGACCAAGUGUGUGUGUGUGUGUGUGUGCGUGCGCGCGUGUGUGUGCUGGGUUCUGUUAAAUGCUUGAGCCUGAGACGGGGCGGGAAAGCCAUUUCCUUGCUUAAGCCCGAAGGGUUUCUCCUGGCCAGUGAGUCACUCUCAUGGCAGACGCCUGGGCAGAUUUCUAAAGUGGAGCAAGAGAAAUCUUCUCUUCUUCACCUGCUUCAGGGAGGCAUCAAAGUGCCAAAAAGGUGGGUUCUGUGGGUCCCUGAGGCCCGUGGCAGGGGCCAGAGUCUGACACCCGCUUUCCCUGGGUUGGGGGCGGGGUGCCUCUGCCAGGAGCCUGGGUUCAGACCAGGCUGGCCUGUGGUCAAAGGCACACUUAGGCCCUGGCUGGAGAGUUGGGGCGAGUUACGAGAGACCCACUAGGUCACCUGUCAAAGACGGCUAGCCCUCCUGGGGAUUUUGAAAUCAGGGCACCCGCGGCAAGUUCCCAGGCUGUGCCUGCUCCUGUGCUCCUGUGCUCAAGGCGGUGGCUGCUCCUGUGCUCUGGGCUUAUUCCCAGGAUUCUCAGACGGCUGAUGGAAAACGCCCCGGACCCUCCGUAGUGCCGCGGGGAAGUCCCCGGAAAGGGUGUGAAAAAGUAUCGAAUUUGGAUGAUGCCUCCUCCUCGUCCAGCGCCUGACAGGGCCCAGCUCCUGGCCCAGGUGCCCAGGAGGCACCGAUCCCCGCAGCCGGCCUCCUCCCGCGCGGGCUCCACUCCCAUUUCGGCCUCGCCCCCACACCCCAUAGUCUUUCAUCCGAUGCUCGGGCGGCGGCUGCAGUGGGACCUCCGCCUUCUCUGCCAACCAGAGCGGAGGAACCUUUCCGCCUCCCUCCGCGCGGCGCACUGAGAGCGCUUUGCCUAGAACGACUUCCCUCCCGCUGCCUGGGGCAGCCUCACCCUGGGCGUCCGCACCCCAGCCCUGGGAGAGCGCCACUCCGCCUCCCGCACCACCGAAAACCUCCUCCUCCUUUUCGGGCCGCUCCCCCUUUAUACGCGGACGCGCCCUCUUUUGGUCGCCCCCUCCCCAACCCAGCGCUAAGAAGCGCCCUGCUCUGGUCUCCGCCACCACCCAGCGCCUCCUGGACCCAUCCCCCCAAACCCUUGAACGUCCUCAGGACCCCCAGGCUGCAGCCUCGGAGCUCCCGGAACGAUGGUGAAGUUGGGGAACAAUUUCGCAGAGAAGGGCACCAAGCAGCCGCUGCUGGAGGAUGGCUUCGACACCAUUCCCCUGAUGACGCCCCUCGAUGUCAAUCAGCUGCAGUUCCCGCCCCCGGAUAAGGUGGUCGUGAAAACUAAGACCGAGUAUGAACCUGACCGCAAGAAAGGGAAAGCACGUCCUCCCCAAAUUGCUGAGUUCACCGUCAGCAUCACGGAGGGUGUCACCGAGAGGUUUAAGGUCUCCGUGCUGGUCCUUUUCGCCCUGGCCUUCCUCACCUGCGUCGUCUUCCUGGUCGUCUACAAGGUGUACAAGUAUGACCGUGCCUGCCCCGAUGGGUUCGUCCUCAAGAACACCCAGUGCAUCCCAGAAGGCUUGGAGAGCUACUACGCGGAGCAAGACUCCAGUGCCCGGGAGAAAUUUUACACAGUCAUAAACCACUACAACCUGGCCAAGCAGAGCAUCACACGCUCCGUAUCGCCCUGGAUGUCAGUUCUGUCAGAAGAGAAGCUGUCCGAGCAGGAGACUGAAGCGGCUGAGAAGUCAGCUUAGCGGGAUGGGCAAGUUCCUUACAAUGUGUCACUUGCAAAUAACAAAGGGACUUUGAGGGACAUUUCAUUAAAUAUAAUUACUGAUACUUUAGAGGUUACUCAUUUACGGUGCAAUUGCUUCUGUUUGCUAAUGCUGCUUUGCAAAUAAAACUUGCUGCCGACCACCCACGGGCAUAAAAUCAAGUGCAUUUCAGCAUUGCCUAAAGAGCUCUGACACCACUUUUCAUGUUAAGAUCUUCAUUUAGCUCCUUUACUGGGAUUUAUUGGAUGCUGUCAAAAAAUAAAUUUACACUGGAUAUGCCAAGGGUUUCGAUCUCGGAUAAAUGCAUUUUGUGGAAUUGAUUUUCUGAACCCACCCUGCUGUCUGCAAACCUUCCUCCAUAGCCAUAUCUAGAGUGAUCUCUCGCUGUGCUAAGAGCAAGCCUACUUUGCAUUUCUUCCUCGGCCAUCAGCGGGUAACAGUGCUGACUGCUGCCAAGGUGCACUGUAGUAAGUAAGUGGCAUAGAGAAUGAGGAAAAAGACCCACCCGCCCCUCCCUGUGCUGACUCCUGAGUCGGGGUGGGAUGGCCCUGCAAUGUGGCAGGCUCGGUGUGGAUUGACUACUCCCUCCCCUCUGACUCUGGCAUCUUGGUAAGGAGGGAGGGGCACCACCUAUCUGGGUGGAGACAGCUGGGGUUCGCUCCAGUGUGUGUAGACUGGCAGAGCAUGUGAGGGAGAGGGCUGGGAAGAGACGGCCCUGCGCCCGUGAGGUGCAGAACUCUCCCUGCAGGUAGUCUGUCUGCUCUGUGAUGUGCUGAUAGGAAAGAGCCCCCACUGGUCCUCUGGUUCACUUCUAUUAUGAAUAAAUUUGCACCAAUAGCCCCAUUAGUUUUUAAAGAAAUGAGCUGGGUGGGAAAAGUGGAAAUGUAAUUUCUGGUAAGCUUGAGCUACUUUAAUUUUUAUUCUAUGAAACUGAUAUCCCUUGAUGUGGGAAACAGGCAGGAAAGGCUGUGGGGUGGGGGUGGGGGACUGGUGUGGCACCGUGCAAACAAAAUGACAAAUUUCAACUCACGAUCUUUGUAAGAAAAUUGUUCCAGUUUGAAUCUUGAUAUUAAAGUUUAUGUUUACAAAAUUGCCAGUUAGAUGAACUAAGUGUGUAAAACAAAUAGAAAAGACAUUCGCAGACAUUUCUUCUAUGUUAUUGAAUGUGUUGUUUCUGGUGUACAUGUCAAAAGUUUCAGUUUUUUAGAUCAGAAAUAAACGACAAAUAGUGUGAGAUGUGUUGUGAACAGGCAUGGUGACCGUGGUCAGCGCCACUCUUGUUUCCUGAAAUGUGCUUCUAAGACAGAAAAUGUAUUUUCUCAUCAAGGGUGUCUGGAGACACAGACCAUGACCUUGACGCAGCGGUGUGCAUCACAGAGGCCUGUGCUGAGAAGGGUGGUGUUCAGCUGUGGAAAAUGACUCAAGAGCAAUAAAUCAGUGCCAAAGCUUCCCUGCGCAUCUGAAUAGACACAAGUGAAGCCCGUGUGCGCACAGUGCAGAGGCCGAGCCUGUAUUUCCAGGUAGACGUGGACUUUAUUGACUGUGAAUUCAUUUACAUGUAACUUCUGACAUUUCACUCUGUGCAAAUAAAGAACAUGAGGAUA